This is a messenger RNA of Syngnathoides biaculeatus (alligator pipefish), 1449 nucleotides long. RefSeq names its product T-cell ecto-ADP-ribosyltransferase 2-like. Gene Ontology annotation, molecular function: NAD+-protein-arginine ADP-ribosyltransferase activity; NAD+ poly-ADP-ribosyltransferase activity. NCBI's taxonomy places the organism in Eukaryota, Metazoa, Chordata, Actinopteri, Syngnathiformes, Syngnathidae. The record is from RefSeq and is a predicted model, not a curated record. The coding region runs from base 450 to 1433 and encodes 327 amino acids. The transcript has 3 exons.
GAACUUGCCGAAUCUAAGUGACAUUUCGAAACUGACUUUGACGCUAAUUUAUUUCAUUUCUGUUGUGUUGAGAAUUUUUAAAAUACUUCUUGUGAAAUUUUAGCUACAUUUGUAUGAAAUACAAAUAAAAUAAAUUUCCUCUGGAUUAGACCUGUAAUUAAAAAAAAUAUACCACAAAUCCUUAUUUUCAAAGACAUGUUAUACACUUCCUCAUUACAAUGGGUAAUUGUAACUUUGCGUGAAUAGAUUCAGAACGAGAGACAUUGACGUCAGUGUUGCAGUGUGGGGUGUGGCAAGACAAGCAGAUCUGGUUUGCAUCUCAUUUGGCCAGGGUGCUGAAUGAAAAGAAAAAAGUAAAACUAAGACAACAUACAAAAGUCAAAAACAGGUCACGGUAAUAGUAUUUGUCUCGAAAUUAAGAACAAAUCUCCACCACAAGGCUUCACUAAAUGGGAUGCACUUGGCUGAAGAACCUAGCAUGUAUCGCUACGUUUCUUCUCAUGACAUGCCUAAUGGUGUCUGUCAUCAUAUAUCUCCGGUCCCACUGUCAGUACAUAUCUGGAAAGAAUUCUACACAGGCCUUCAACGCCAGGCAAUAUGGCUGCGAUACAAAACCCAUUGUAUUGACUGAUACGAUCGUGCUAAAGACAAUGGGAUCCUAUAAAAACUUCAGUCAAGCUUGGAGCGAGGCAGAAGAAAAAGCAAGGAAGCCAGCACACAGAUAUAUUGAGAAACAACAUGCUGUGGCCAUAUACAUGUAUACAGAAUCUUUCCUUAAGAAUUCCAACAAAAAAGUGGACACGCCGAACAUAAGUGGACAUCAAAUGAGCAAAAAUGACACAAUAUAUAUUGAUCCGAGGCUUUAUUCUUCUCUGAGUGAAGCCAUUCGGGGUCUGAAAAACAGCCAGGUAACAUGUCUAAAAGGCAGCUACAGAACACAAAGGCACUUACAUGUGGACAUCUCUAACAAACAAGUCCGGUUCGGCUCAUUUAUUUUAGCUUCUGACAAAAAGAGUCUCCAACGGAGUUCUGCAUGUUUUGAGAUGAAAACGUGUUUCGGUGCCGAUAUAAGCCAUUACUCUGCGCUGGGAAUAAAUAAUCAGGUGCUGAUUCCUCCAUAUGAGGUCUUCAAAGUGUCUGCUGUCCACGUUGACUUCACGGAGGACUGUAACAUCACCUACAAAUUGGAGAGCAACCUCAACUGUGUGUAUGAUACAAAGGGAGAGAUGUUACAUUUGAUAUCUGCAUCACAAGGGGAAGAAUUGUGGUGCAUGGUCAUUGCUGUUUUUGUCACCGCUCUCUGCCUCCUGGCAUCGCUCAUUGUUUUCAAACUAUAUCAAAAGAAAUCUCAUCCUCAAAGUCUUUAUUUCCAACAAGUAACCGAUUUUCAGGAUGGGAAUGUCAUGCAUACAUCAUCAUUCAAUCUUAAAUAAAUGUAAUUUCCUUGAA